Hepatospora eriocheir is the source of this 1410-nucleotide messenger RNA. The record is from the annotation of a GenBank genome assembly. NCBI's taxonomy places the organism in Eukaryota, Fungi, Microsporidia, Hepatosporidae.
AUGGACGAACAUACAGAAGAUCAACAGUAUGUCGAAUCGAAAAUUAUAGCAAUGAAUGAAGAAUUAGAUUAUUUGUCUCAUAUGUAUAAAGAAGGUUCAAAAGAAUUAGAAUCGUUUAAAAAACUGUUUGAAAGGUACCUUCAAACAAAAGACCAAAAAAUUGAUUGGGAUAAAAUUACGAACGCCGAUGACCUAAUAAUAGACUAUCACGAACAUAAAAUUUCAAAAGAAACGAAAACUGAAAUGUUAAACAAGCUGGCUGUUAUAAAGCUUAAUGGUGGUCUUGGAACAACCAUGGGAUUAACAGGACCAAAAAGUAAAAUAGAAGUCAGAGAUGGAAAUAAUUUCAUUGAUUUAGUGAUUAAACAAAUAAAACAUUUUAACUGCAAGUACGAAUCAUCAGUACCUUUGAUUUUAAUGAACAGUUUUAAUACUCAGAAGGAAACCGAAAAAAUGAUUAAAGGUUCUAAAAAUAUUACAAUUAAAACAUUUAAUCAAUUUAAAUAUCCAAAAAUAUCAGUAAAUACAAAAUUGCCAAUUACAGGUGAUAAGUCAUUUUACCCCCCUGGUCAUGGAAAUUUAUACGAAGUUCUUUAUCAAACAAAACUACUUGAUGAGUUAAUUAACGAAGGGAAAGAAUACUUAUUUAUUAGUAACAUUGAUAAUUUAAGUUCAACAAUUGAUUUAAAUAUUCUUAGAAUACUUGAUAAGGGAAAAGCAGAUUUUAUAAUGGAAGUUACUGAUAAAACAACAGCGGAUAUUAAAGGAGGUACUUUAGUUAAAUACAAUGAUGUUUUGAGAUUAAUUGAAGUUGCUAUGGUGCCACAGGAUCAUGUGAAGGAGUUUAUUAAAAAAUUUAAGGUGUUCAAUACAAAUUCUCUUUGGAUCAACUUAAAGUCAUUAAAGGAGGUUGUUACUAAAUUAAAAUUAGAUAUAAUACAGAACAGAAAGGUAGUUGAUGGUCAAACUGUAAUUCAAUUGGAGACUGCAGUAGGAUCAGCAAUACAAUAUUUUAAGAAUCCAAUUGGUCUAAAGGUAUCAAGAGAAAGAUUUUCCCCGGUUAAGUCAUGCUCAGACUUAUUUCUAGUUGAAUCUAAUCUUUAUAAAACUGAUAAAGGUACACUUGUAAGGAAUGAAAAAAGAUUGAUUAGUGGUAAUCCAACUGUCAAAUUCAUAGGAAGAAAUUUUAAUAACUUUGAAAAGUAUAAAAAAACAUUUUUAGAUAUUCCUGAUAUAAUUGAUUUGGACUUCUUGGUACUUUCAGGUACAAUUUCAUUCGGUCGUAAAAUAGUGCUUAAAGGAACGGUUGUUAUAAUAGCACCCGAGGGCAGUAAAAUUGAUAUUCCGGAUGGAACAAUAUUAGAAGAUAAGGUCGUUUAUGGAAAUUGUUCAAUGAUGAAUAUUAAAUAA